ACGAGACAGCCAAGUUGCGUUCCCACGUCGAGCCGCGUCCCGUUAAUGCGACAUUUCUAAGCAGUUUCCCGAGGCCCUUGAGGUCCUAGGGUCUUGUAACGUUGGGUAUGUAACAAUUAUUGACACGCAUGGGGAUGGCUUGAGACCGAAAACAUUGCAUUGCUGCCAAACUUGAAUCCCGGUUUUGAGUUUCUGAGGUUCAGCUUAAACGAUCAUCAGCCGGACGAGCCGGAUUUUGCAGCAUUUCGCUGAGGGGAAUAAUAUAAAGAGGGACGCUUGCUACAUCAAGUCGACAAUAACCUCAUCAGCUCGAACCGAAACACAGCCCCCUCCAUCCUUAUCGCAGAAGACCUCUUUCACGCAGAAACAGGAACCAACAUCAAAAGUUACAAUGUCUAGAUACGCCAGCGCCCACGUCGACCCUCAGGGCCCGGGAGAUGCGCGUCCCACCGCUCUCCAAAUCGUCGAGGACGAAGGCCUGAUCGGCAAGCUCGCCGGGAAAGUCGUCCUCGUGACGGGCGCCAACGCGGGCAUCGGCGCCGAGACGGCGCGUGCCAUCCACGCCACGGGCGCCACGCUCUUCCUCACGGCCCGAGACUCGGCCAAGGCCCAGCAGGCCGUCGACGGCGUCAGAAACGGACCUGGUCCCAAGUCCGGCGCGCCGAACCACGCCAUCGAGCUCCGCCUGGACUCCCUGGCCUCGGUCCGCUCGGCCGCCAAGGCCUUCCUGUCCAAGAGCGACAAGCUGAACCUGCUCAUCCUCAACGCUGGCGUCAUGGCCACGCCCGAGGGCAGAACGGAGGAUGGCUUCGAGACGCAGUUUGGGACCAACCACUUGGGGCAUUUCCUGCUCUUCCAGCUGCUGAAGCCUGCGCUGCUUGCGGCCACAUCCCCCGAUUCCGAGUUCCAGUCUCGCGUCAUUUCGCUCUCGUCUCUGGCCCACCAACUCGGCAAAGUACGUCUUGAUGACUUCAAUUUCGAGAAGGAGGCCUACCAGCCCUGGACUGCAUACGGACAGUCCAAGACAGCCAACCUCUACUUUGCGAGCGAGCUCGAGAGACGCUACGGGUCCAAGGGACUGCAUGCCCUCUCUGUGCAUCCGGGCGUCAUCGCCACCGGCCUUUUCCAGUAUCUCCCGCAGGAGCAGUUGGAGAUGUUCACAAAGGACGAAUCGAUGCAGAAGAGAAUGAAGAAUAUUCCACAGGGCGCGGCGACCACGGUCUACGCUGCGUUGAGCAAGGAAUGGGAGGGCAGGGGCGGCAAAUAUCUCGCCGACCUUGUGGAGGAGGGCCCGGCUCCCGAGUCGGAGCACGGCCGCUCUGGGUACGCGCCUUGGGCUUAUGACGAGGACGCAGCGAAGGAGCUUUGGGAAAAGUCGAACAAGCUUGUGGGCUUUGAAGAGGACUGAUGGCAAGGCAUCAGAGGCAAGUGGAUGCUGACUUAUGAAUUGACGGCUUGUAUAUUUUUCGGUCAGAAAGUGGCGGUGGUGUUCUCAUCUUACUACUAUUCACACCUUUGUUGAAAUAGCUUUCAGUUGAAUCAAUUUCACCAUUU
This is a messenger RNA of Colletotrichum destructivum, 1554 nucleotides long. RefSeq names its product Putative short-chain dehydrogenase/reductase SDR, NAD(P)-binding domain superfamily. The transcript has a single exon. NCBI's taxonomy places the organism in Eukaryota, Fungi, Ascomycota, Sordariomycetes, Glomerellales, Glomerellaceae. The record is from RefSeq and is a predicted model, not a curated record. The coding region runs from base 392 to 1408 and encodes 338 amino acids.